Messenger RNA from Chelonus insularis, 10156 nucleotides. It is a transcript of the gene nej, whose product is annotated as nejire. NCBI's taxonomy places the organism in Eukaryota, Metazoa, Arthropoda, Insecta, Hymenoptera, Braconidae. Gene Ontology annotation, molecular function: transcription coactivator activity; protein binding; zinc ion binding. The record is from RefSeq and is a predicted model, not a curated record. Gene Ontology annotation, biological process: positive regulation of transcription by RNA polymerase II. The coding region runs from base 1608 to 9665 and encodes 2685 amino acids. Gene Ontology annotation, cellular component: transcription regulator complex; histone acetyltransferase complex; nucleus. The transcript is spliced from 16 exons.
UCGGAUAAAUAAAUGUAUUUUAUAAAUUUAUAUUUGAUCAAACUACAAGUUGAAUAGAGUAAUGGAAAAAAAUAAGCAGCAUCAAAAAAGAUGGAUAAUGAUAGAAUAGAAAAGAAGAUAAGAGGAGUAAAGAAAAAAUGGUAUUUUCGGAAUAAUAAUAAAAGGCAAGUUUGAAAGAAAUGGUAAAAAAAGCAAUGGUAUUGUAAAAUUUGGAUACAUAUUGUAGAUGGAGAUAAUAAUUGAAAUUUCUAGAGUGACGGUGGCGUGGAAGUAGUCAUAAUCACAAAACCUAGGGUCACUUGAGCCAAUAAAGUAUAACUAUGAUGUCACGUGACUGGGAAGACCAAUGGGAAAAUAGUACUGGAGCGACGUCCAUUCAUCUGAGGGACAGUCGGGCAUUUUCUGACAAGCGUAGAAAAACUUCUCGUCAACAGCGGCCGCCAUUUUACGUUAGCCGAUACUCGCGCGGUGCGGAACUCCAUCGGCAGAUAGCUUUUUGUGGAAAUUAGUGUGGCGCCUGUCUUAAAGAGAAGGCGCUAUAAAGUGAUUACGCUAACGUAGUAUCACCUUAAUAAAUAGUUGAGUGUCUACGAAUACGGAGACUGAUUUCGUCCGCGUCGAUUUCGCGCGCCCAUUAGCCACCAAGAGUGAGAGGUGCAGAAGAACCCCCGGAGGUGGAGAUAGUUAAGAUGGUGCCAGCGGCCCUUGAGUGUGUUAUCGUCGCUACUAACUACUAGCGGCGUGCUCCCAGCCAGUGUGACACAGUGUGAUCGGUGUGUGUAGUGUCUUGGUGUCGUAAAAAGUAUUAUUCGCGCGUUUCCUAGUCUUUAGACAGUGGAUUAUUCCUGUGGAAGGGCUGCUGCGUUGAAGCAUCGUAACCCGCCGCCGCGAUCCUCGCGGCGUCACGAGCGCCCCAGUGGUUGCCUGUUGUACAUCGUGAUAAAUCGUAUGUACGAUCUUAUACGCGCCCUAAUCGUCAAACGUCGUUCUCUCGGACUUGCUCCUGGUCCUUGUAUAUCUGUUCAACCACUGUACUGUAUGGUGUACAUCAGCUGGUGGUGGUGCUGUUUUAACAUUUUAAUAGCUGCUCCAAACGCAGCAUCAACAUCAGCAUAAACAGCUAGUCGUCAUUAAGUUUGGCCCGCCGAGUUUUUCUCGGAGUUGCGGGCACUCCGUCCUAUUUUCUUCAAUUCCCCGAGGAUGCCCGAUGGCUGAUGUCGCGGCAAAUCAUGAACGAGGACGCUUUACGCGCCGUGCUCGCUCUCAUCAUUGUUAUUGUAGUGAACGGAAUUAUGUUAGUUCCGCGGUGAAAAAGACCUGCCACCACGUACUUGGCUACGUCGUUUCAUCACCGCAAUUCUCGUCGUCAUUUGUGCAUAUUUCAUCGAAUAAAUUUGAGUGUUUAAAAUCAUUGUCAGUGCGGCGGCUCAGGGUGUAGCCGCCACCGCACACCACGUCGUGGAGUCCAAUAUCAUAUUUUGGUCGUCGUCGUCGUCGUCAUCAUCACCGUCAUCGUUCCCUUUGAAACUCAGGGACUGCCGCGGACUGGUGCCGUGACACCCGACCAUCAGUGUUAGCCAACAUCGGAGACUGUGGCUUCUGAAGAAAUGGCCGACCACCUAGUGGAUGGACCGCCGAGCAAGCGGCCAAAGCUCGGAGAUGGUUUUCAGGGUCCAUCUGAUUCCUCAGUGAGUAUGACGUCUCUAAUGAUGCCCCAUACUUAUUCGAACUACGGGGGAGUUGGCAGUGGUAACUUACAACAAAUGCAGGGCCAGGCGCAACAACUACAUCUGCAACAGCAUCAGAUGCAACAACAUUGGAACAACAAUACCACUCAGAGGAGAAAGUACAUAACAAAUACAGACAUGUUUGAUCUCGAAAAUGACCUCCCCGACGAUUUACUAUCAUCGGGGUCCUGGGGUUCCGCAACAGAGAGCGCUAAACCACCGGCAACAGGUCCAGGACCCGGACAACAGAAUGGUGCGCUCGAUACGGAACUUCGUCAACAUGUACAACAACAGCAGCAGCAGCAACAGCAACAGCAGCAGCAACAACAACAACAGCAACAGCUCUCUCAUCAUCUCAUUCAGCAGCAGAGCAACAAAAAUCUUGUACCGAAUGCUUUGGUCAUGACUGCUGGAACAUUAAGUAGUAAAAGUCCAAAUAUGCAAUCACCGCCAAAUGUAUCAGUCUCUAAAGGUGUAGUCGAUCAACAAAUGGUGGUGAAUUUGGGAAAUUUACCAAGUAGUAUAGCAAGCUCAUUAGCUAAUAAUCAGAUGUCUAUUGUGAAUUCUAUGGGAGGUCUUCAGUCGUCUAUGAGUAUGGCUAGUAAUAAUCCUACUAUGUCAAUGCCAAGUGGUAUGAAUGCCGGAUUAGUAAUGACAAGUUCUGCUACGGGAAAUAAUAACAUGGGAGGAAUGGCUGGUGGAAGCUUAAUCGUUGCCAAUAGUUUAAAUAAACAACCGUUAAAUACGGUGACAAUGAUGGGUCCGAAUUCACAAGGAAUUCAUCAUCCGCAAGGUCCUCAUAGCAUACCUCAAAUGCAAAAUGGUCCGGGAAUAAUAAAUGCUAGAGCCGUAGCAAUGCAACAGCAACAGCAGCAGCAACAACAACAACAACAGCAACAACAACAAGCCCACAUGGUUAAUCAAGCACGUGGACAAAGUCCUCAUCAACAAGUCCAUCAAGGAGGAAUAGUAGGCCCGGGUCAAACUGGUCCGAGAAUGCAAGCACCUCCAAAUAUGCAAAAUAUGCCUAAUAUAAGCCAAAUGAAUGCCUCGAAUUAUGGAUAUGGUUCUCCAGGUAGUGGUCCAGGCACUGGAGUUAAUGUUGGAGCUGUAAAUCCUAUUUGUGUAGUUGCCCCAUUACAACGGAACGUUGGUCCAAAUAUGGGAGGGAUGCAAGUCGGACGAUUCGGAGGCUCAGCGGGUCCAAUUGGUGCAGGAAAUGUAGUUGGUGGCCAAGAAGGUGGAAUAGCACCCCAAGCCCAGCCGCCAGCGCCAAGUCCUGCUCAACCUCAAUCGGGAGCACCUGCCGGUAGCCAACCUGGUCCUCAACAAGCUACUCAGGGACAAGUUACUACUGGCAACACUCAAUCCGGUUCCUCAUCUUCUACUCAUGAUCCAGAACACCGAAAACUCAUCCAACAACAACUUGUGCUGUUACUCCAUGCCCACAAGUGUCAAACUCGGGAACGUCGAGCUAAUGGAGAGUCAUGGAAAUGUACAUUACCGCAUUGUAAAACUAUGAAAAAUGUAUUAACCCAUAUGACAACUUGUGAUGACGGAAAAGAGUGUACUGUUCCUCACUGCAGUUCAUCGAGGCAAAUUAUUACACAUUGGAAACAAUGCCAAAAGAGUGAUUGUCCUGUUUGUUUGCCUCUUAAACAAGCAGAUAAAAAUAAACCUGCUGCUAAUGCUCGUGCUGCUACAACCGCUAAUCAAGCAAAUAGUCAACCCAAUCCAAGUCCUUCGGACAUGAGAAGAGCUUACGAUGCUUUGGGAUUACAAUGUCCAACAACAACACCUGGAAUUUUACCGGGACAAAAUAUUAAUAGAGCUGGUGUUCGAAUGCCUGGACCUAAUAUACAAGGCCCUCCAGGUACAAUGACGACAGGUGUAAGAUUAAAUCAACCACAAACUCAAUUAGGAACAGUCCAACCAGGAGUUAAUCCUGGACAACAAGUUGUUGCGCCCAAUGUUUCGCUUCCAUUAAGUUCCGAUUCAGCAGCAGUAGCUGUAACAGGUAAUCAGCCUGUAUCUACAACGGGUCCUACGCCUGUAGUAGCAGCUACAACUGCUACAAAUAUUCAGCAAUCAGUUAAUAUGCAUCAAUUAUUUGGAAUUAAUGAUUCCGGUCAACCUACAAUACUUAAUGAAAAUCGACUAUCAAAUGUACAAUUACCUCCCGGUCUACAGCCUGGUCAAGUUACCGCUUCACCAGUGCAAGGGACAAAAGAAUGGCAUCAAUCUGUAACACCUGAUCUCAGGAAUCAUCUUGUUCAUAAAUUAGUACAAGCGAUAUUUCCGACGCCCGAUCCACAAGCAAUGUUCGAUAAACGGUUGUAUAAUUUAGUUAACUAUGCAAGAAAAGUCGAAGGUGAUAUGUAUGAAAUGGCCAAUUCACGAUCGGAGUAUUAUCAUUUAUUAGCUGAAAAAAUUUAUAAAAUUCAAAAGGAGCUCGAAGAGAAGCGUCAAAAACGUAAAGAACAACAACUAGCUCAACAGCAAUCUCAACCCACUGCAGGCCCUAGUUCGAGAGCUUGUGCACCACCAAGUGUUACAUCUGCCGUUCAACCUUCUAGACCUGUACCUCCUAAUUUAAGGAGUCAUUCACCAAUGGGACAAUUGAGUAAUAUCCCCGUUUUAGGUAUUCAACAUAAUCGUAUGCAAUUUUCACAACAACAAGUCCAACAACAACAGCAACAAGUGCAACAACAGCAAGUUCAACAAGUUCAACAGCAACAACAGGCACAACAAUUGCAACAACAAUCUAACAUGUUAGUGGGACCUCCUGGACCAAGUCCAAAUGGUCAAACAGCAUCAAAUCCAAACAUGGUACCAAAUCCAGGCCUUAUACCUUUUGCACAACAACAAAUGUCACAAGCUAGUUUAACAACGACAACAACAUCAGCUACAACUAGUCAAUUCCCAACGUCCAAUGGUACGACAAGCCUUCCAAAUAGUUCACCAGUUCAAAAUCAACAUCAAUUUCCGGAGUUAAUGAAAGCAAGACUAGUACAACAGGCUCAAGCAGUUCAACAACAACAACAGCAAGUUCAACAGCAACAGGCUCAACAAUUGCAGCAACAAUCUCAACCACAACAAACUGGUGCAAAUGUUCCAAAUAAUAAUAAUACUACGACGAUUCCACAAACUCCAUCACCAUUUAAUAGUUUACAACAAAACAAUCAACAAUUUGCUAAUACGCGACCAUUAUCUGCAUCUACACCUAAUGAUAGCGGAAUUUCUGUGGCUACACCUCAAACAAUACCACCGCCAGCAUCUAGUGGACCCAGUCCUGGACCAGCGCCUACAACUAAUGGUCCUCAAUCUGUAACUUCAACACCCACAACGCCACUUGUUCCAUCAUUAACUACACCUAAUCAAUCAUUAUCAUCAUCAAAUCAAACACCACCUCAUCCAGGUACUACUCCCUCACCAGUUGGUCUCGCAAGUCUUGGUAAAGGUAUGACGUCUCAAGAGAGAGCGGCAUUGAAUGCACCAAGAUGUUCAACAAUGUCUUCUCAAAUGGCUGCCAUUACAGCGGCACUUGAUCGAGAUAAUUCACCCAGUCCACCAACUAAUAAUAAUAAAGGCAAAUUAGAUACUAUUAAAGAGGAAAAUAUUAAAAUGGAAAUAAAACAAGAAGAUUGUUCGGAAAAUCAUAGGAUAGAUGGUGGAAAAAAUCCUAAUAAUGAUAUUGCAAUAAAGACCGAAAUUAAAACUGAACCAAUGGAUGAAACUGCUGAUGGUGCUUUGAAAGACGAAUCAAAUAUUAAAGAGGAGCCUGUAACACCAAUGUCCGGUGUUGAUGGUACUACAUCUGAUAUUAAACCUAUGGUACCUGAACCAAUACAGUCUAGUGGAACAUCUUCAGACAAAAAACGACUUUGUUUAUUUAAGCCUGAUGAAUUGAGACAAGCGUUGAUGCCAACAUUAGAAAAACUUUACCGUCAAGAUCCUGAAUCAAUACCAUUUAGACAACCAGUAGAUCCACCGGCACUUGGAAUCCCUGAUUACUUUGAUAUUGUAAAACAUCCAAUGGAUCUGUCAACAAUAAAAAGAAAACUUGAUACAGGCCAAUACAGUGAUCCAUGGGAAUACGUUGAUGAUGUGUGGAUGAUGUUUGAUAAUGCAUGGCUCUAUAAUCGUAAAACUUCACGAGUUUAUAGAUACUGUACAAAGCUGUCGGAAGUGUUUGAACAAGAAAUUGAUCCUGUAAUGCAAGCUUUGGGCUAUUGUUGUGGCAGAAAAUACACUUUCAAUCCGCAGGUUCUUUGUUGUUAUGGCAAACAACUUUGUACGAUACCUCGGGAUGCUAAAUACUAUUCUUAUAAAAAUAGUAAGAGUUAUCUUGUUUCCGACAGAUACACCUUCUGUCAAAAAUGUUUCAACGACAUUCCUGGUGACACUGUGACGUUGGGAGACGACCCGGCGCAGCAACAGACAAUAAUUAAGAAGGAGCAAUUUCAAGAGAUGAAAAAUGAUCAUUUGGAAUUGGAGCCUUUUGUUGUUUGUACGGAUUGUGAUAGGAAGGUUCACCAAAUUUGUGUUCUCCAUAUGGAAGCAAUUUGGCCAUUAGGAUUUACCUGUGAUAAUUGUCUUAAAAAGAAAGGACAGAAACGAAAAGAGAAUAAAUUUAAUGCAAAACGAUUACCAGUUACAAAGUUAGGAACGUAUAUUGAAACAAGAGUGAAUAACUUUUUGAAAAAGAAAGAAGCUGGUGCAGGUGAAGUUGCUAUUCGAGUUGUGGCAUCAAGUGAUAAAGUCGUUGAAGUUAAGCCUGGUAUGAGAAGUAGGUUUGUCGAAAACGGUGAUAUGCCGGGAGAGUUUCCUUAUCGUGCAAAAGCAUUAUUUGCUUUUGAAGAAGUUGAUGGUACAGACGUUUGCUUUUUCGGUAUGCAUGUGCAAGAAUAUGGAAGUGAAUGCACACCACCGAAUACUAGAAGAGUGUACAUCGCUUACUUGGAUUCAGUACACUUCUUUCGACCUAGGCAAUUUAGAACGGCUGUCUAUCAUGAAAUUCUUCUUGGGUAUUUGGAUUAUGCUAAACAAUUAGGAUAUACAAUGGCUCACAUAUGGGCGUGUCCGCCAUCAGAGGGAGAUGAUUAUAUUUUUCACUGCCAUCCUCAAGAACAAAAAAUUCCAAAGCCUAAACGAUUACAAGAGUGGUAUAAAAAGAUGUUAGAUAAAGGAAUGGUUGAACGAAUCGUACUUGAUUAUAAGGAUAUUUUAAAACAAGCUAUGGAAGAUAAAUUAUCUUCUGCUGCUGAUUUACCGUAUUUUGAAGGUGAUUUUUGGCCCAACGUACUCGAAGAAAGUAUUAAAGAACUUGAUCAAGAAGAAGAGGAAAAACGGAAACAAGCUGAAGCUGCAGAAGCAGCAGCUGCUGCCGCUAAUGCGAUAUUUUCAUUGACGGAUGAUUCGGAGACUGGACCAGACGGAAAGAAAAAAGGUCAAAAGAAAGCAAAAAAAUCAAAUAAAUCAAAGGCGAAUCAACGAAAAAAUAGUAAAAAGUCCAAUACACCCCAAACAGGCAAUGAUCUUUCCGCUAAAAUCUUUGCCACAAUGGAAAAACAUAAAGAAGUCUUUUUUGUAAUUAGAUUGCAUAGUGCUCAAAGUGCAGCUAGUUUAGCACCAAUUCAAGAUCCUGAUCCUGUUAUUAAUUGUGAUCUUAUGGACGGACGUGAUGCUUUCCUUACAAUGGCGAGAGAAAAACAUUAUGAAUUUUCAUCGUUAAGAAGGGCGAAAUUUAGUUCAAUGUCAAUGUUGUAUGAAUUACAUAAUCAAGGCCAAGACAAGUUUGUUUACACGUGUAAUAAUUGUAAGAGUCAUGUGGAGACACGGUAUCACUGUACGAUUUGCGAUGACUUUGAUCUCUGUAUAAGUUGUAAAGAAAAAGAUGGUCAUCCUCAUCCUAUGGAGAAACUUGGAUUGGAUUUGGAUGAUGGUUCAUCACCAGCAGAUGCCAAACAAGCUAAUCCUCAAGAAGCUAGAAAACUUUCAAUUCAAAGAUGUAUACAAUCGUUGGUCCACGCAUGUCAAUGUAGAGAUGCUAAUUGUAGAUUACCAAGCUGUCAAAAGAUGAAGAGAGUAGUUACACAUACCAAAGUUUGCAAACGGAAAACUAAUGGUGGUUGUCCAAUUUGUAAACAGCUUAUUGCAUUGUGUUGUUAUCAUGCAAAACAUUGUCAGGAAACGAAAUGUCUGGUGCCAUUCUGUUCGAAUAUUAAACAUAAAUUAAAACAACAACAAUUGCAGCAAAGACUACAACAAGCACAACUCUUACGAAGAAGAAUGGCAGUAAUGAAUACAAGACCGACAGCUCCUGUAAGUGGUAUGCAAGGUGGACAACAACCGAAUGCUGCUAUGACUGCUGGUGUAGCAAUGAAACCAGGAGCUAGUCCAACUAAUUUACCAUCACCUCAUCAACCGGGUAUAGGUUUAAAACCUGGUACACAAACACCACCAGCACAUGUUCUUCAAGUAGUUAAACAAGUUCAGGAAGAGGCUGCCAGGCAACAAGCACCACAUGUUGGAUAUGGUAAAGUUGCACCAGGUGGAGGCGUUGGAGUUGGUGUUAAUGUUGGUGGACAGAGUAGUGGAGUAAUGCCUCCUCCACAAAUGCAAAGACCCAUGUCAGUUCAAAUGCCAAAUCCCGGUGGGACUCAUCUUAUUUCUAUGGAUCAAUGGACACCGAGAUAUCCACCGAAUGCUGUUAUGCAACAAAAUCCAGGGCUUCGUCAACAAACACCACAACAACUUAUGCAGCAACAACAACAUCAAGGGCAACCUGGAAUGGGUAUGGCUGGUCAAAUACCACGACAACCUAGUGUGAUAAGUGGUAAUCCGGUAGGCCAGGUUGGUCCACAAACUCAAGGUGGUGCUACACCAAUGCAUAAACACGCACUACAACAGCUUAUGCAAACGUUAAGAAGUCCUAGUACGCCAGAACAACAAAGUCAAAUUCUUCAUAUAUUGAAAACUAAUCCACAAUUAAUGGCUGCAUUUAUUAAACAACGACAACAACAAUCUGGUGGUCAACAUACUGGUGGUGUUAAUCCAUUAGGUCCUGCUCAAACUCAACAGCAGCAACAACAAACGAGUCUGCAACAUAUGAUGCCACAACAACAACAACCACAUCAAACACAGCAUCCUCAACAGCAAGUGCAACAACAAACACAGCAAGGUCGAAUGCAAAUUCAAGCAAUGUUGAAUCAACAACAACAGCAACAGCAACAACAGCAGCAGCAGCAGGCUCAGCAACAACAACAGCAACAGCAGCAACAACAGCAGCAGCAACAAGCUGGCCAAGGACAACAUCAGUGGUAUAAACAGCAAGUUUUGGCAAUGCAAAGACAGCAAGCUCAACAACAGCAACAACAACAGCAGCAGCAGCAGCAACAACCUUUCACACAACCACCUGCGCCUCCAUAUGGCCAACAAAGACCUAUGAGGCCGCUUCUUGGUUAUAGUAGUUUUAAUGAACAAGGAUAUGGUCAACCGAGUCUUAAACCAACUCCAUCACCAGUGUCCUCUUCUCAAGGUGUUAUGGGACCACCUGGUAUUUCAGUACAACAGCAGUUAAUGCAGUCUGUACGAUCGCCACCUCCAAUUCGUUCGCCACAACCAAAUCCAUCGCCAAGACCUGUUCCGUCGCCUCGUAAUCAACCAGUACCAUCACCGAGAGCAGGUCCAGUUCCUUCCCCACUUCAUCAUCCGCCUCAUGGUACACCAACACAUUCGCCAGCUCACGAACUUGGAGGUCCUAGUGAAAUGAUGCUUUCACAACUUGGUGCUGGCACUGGUGCACCGACCGGUCAUCCUACGGCAAUGCCACAUCAUCCAUCACCAGCACCCCCACCUACGAACGCUAAUGAAUCAGGUGAUGUGACGCCUAUGACACCACAGGAUCAAUUAUCCAAGUUUGUUGAAGGCUUGUAGUGACUGUUAUCAAUAGGACCGGCUUUAGCCAGUGACUAUCAACGAAUUAAACGUUGACAUUAUAACGGAAAUUCGCGCGUGCUAUAAAAAAACUGUUCUUAGAAAACAAUGUCUAAGAUAAUGAACUAGUGCAUGUGUGAUCCCGAUCGUAAGUUUCGUCGGUAUUUCCCAAUCUUUGUAGAUUUGUAUAAACUAUACCUAGCAACUUAUUUUUAUUAUUAUUAAUAUUAUUAUACUAAUAUUACUCUGUAAUAAUUAUUAAUCUCUUUAAUUAUGAUUUUUAUUAUAUUAUAUUAGUAAUAUUAUUAUUAUUAUUAUUAUUAUUAUUAUUAAUUAAUUAAUUAUUAUUAUUAUUAUUAUUAUUAUUAUAUUAUAUUAUUAAUAUUGUUAUUGUCAUUAAUGUUAUUAGGAAAAGUCACAAUGACUCGCGCAUGAGAUUACUUUCGGGUGCACGUCGUUGCAAAUACAAGUAAGAAGAAUGAAGGAAAAAA